Zootermopsis nevadensis is the source of this 2752-nucleotide messenger RNA. It is a transcript of the gene Ddx56, whose product is annotated as putative ATP-dependent RNA helicase DDX56. Gene Ontology annotation, cellular component: cytosol. The record is from RefSeq and is a predicted model, not a curated record. NCBI's taxonomy places the organism in Eukaryota, Metazoa, Arthropoda, Insecta, Blattodea, Termopsidae. Gene Ontology annotation, molecular function: ATP binding; RNA helicase activity; nucleic acid binding.
UCGAUUGAUGUUGCUAGUCUUUGAUCUGAAUCAGUAGGUACCAACGUUGCGAAUAAACGUAUCUGCUGUUGGUUUUAAUGACACGUGCGAAGUAUCAUGUGGUAUAAUUAUAAUUAUUGUUUCUAAGCUGUGUAAAAUGGCGGAAGAAGAUGUUAUUAAACCACGUAAUUUCCAUGAAAUGGAAUUAGAUGACAGAAUAUUAAAAGCAGUUGCAAAACUUGGAUGGCUUGAACCAACGCUAAUUCAAGAAAGAGCUAUACCCCUUCUUUUGGAGGGGAAAGAUGUUCUUUUGCGAGCACGAACCGGCUCAGGAAAAACGGGAGCAUUUGCUAUUCCUGUUGUGCAGAGGAUUCUUAAUUCUAAGCAAGUGUCUAAGGAGCAAAAUACAAAAGCACUUAUUCUUGCUCCAAGUAAAGAGCUUUGUCAACAAAUACAUACAAAUUUCAUGGAGUUAACAACAAAAUGCUCUCGUGAAAUUUGCUGUGUUGAUAUAUCACCUCAAGUAGACGUUUCAGCACAGCGCCAAAUUUUGGUUGAACGUCCCGAUAUUGUUGUGGGUACACCUUUGAGAGCACUAACCCACUUGAAAGCUCGAAAUCUCAAUCUUAAGGACUCGCUUGAGGUGUUGGUAGUUGAUGAAGCUGAUCUUGUGUUCUCAUUUGGAUAUGAAUCUGAGAUGAAGGAGGUCUUAAGUUAUCUGCCUCGUGUCUACCAGGCAAUAUUGGCCAGUGCUACGUUAUCGGAAGAUGUGCUGAAUUUGAAAAGCAUGGUAUUACACAAUCCUGUGAUCCUGAAACUUCAAGAACCAGAGUUGGCACCGGCAACUCAGUUGACACACUAUCAUUUGGCUGCUGAAGAAGAUGAAAAGGCGGCCAUUUUGUAUGCAUUACUGAAGUUACAUCUUGUACGGGGAAAAUCUAUCAUCUUUGUCAACUCUGUGGAUAGAUGUUACAAGUUGAAGUUGUUUUUAGAGCAAUUUGGAAUUCCAACUUGCGUUCUUAACUCAGAGCUUCCCGCUACCAUACGUUGCUUGUCCGUAAAUCAGUUCAACCAGGGAGUGUAUGACAUCAUUAUCGCUUCAGAUGAAAAAGCUUUGGAUGAGCCACAUGCACUGAGAUAUGUCGGAAAGAAAGGAAAGCGUAAGAAAGACAAAGAAUUUGGUGUUGCAAGGGGCAUUGAUUUUCAGUUUGUGUCAAAUAUAAUCAACUUUGAUUUCCCACCUGAUGUUGGCUCUUACAUUCACAGAGUUGGCCGGACUGCCAGGGGUAAACACCAGGGUACUGCACUGUCAUUUGUAAGCAUAAGAGAACGCCCUUUAAUGGAGGAUGUCGAAGAUCGUCUACGAAGUUGCUGUUCUGAAGAUGAAAAAGUGUUCAGAGCUUACCAAUUUAAACUUGAAGAAGUGGAAGGAUUCCGUUACCGUUCAAAGGAUGCGUGGCGUUCCGUUACAAGAAUUGCAGUACGAGAGGCACGUCUAAAGGAAAUCAAGCAAGAAGUAUUAAACUGCCAGAAGCUUAAGAGCUAUUUUGUAGAUAAUCCACGGGAUCUUCAGUCAUUGCGACAUGACAAAGCUCUUCAUACGGUAAAAAUACAACCGCACUUGGCAGAUGUGCCUGAAUACAUCAUCCCACCUGCCCUUAAGAACCUAGCAGGUGUUUCAAGACCACAUAAAAGACAUUUUCCAAGGGAUGGUGGUUUUUCUGGAACUUCCAAUGCCAAAGCCCGAUAUGACGCAAAGAAGAGGAAUCCUCUGUUAUGUAUGGAGUUUUCUGGAUUUAAGAAGAAACGGUGAUUCAUAAAACUUCACAAAAUGUUAAAUGAAAGUAAUCAUCUAUGUAUCAGUGGUUCUCAAUCAAAAAGUCAUGUUUCACCUGUAUAGAAAAUGUAUAUGGUAUUUACCCUAAUAAGAGUCCCACCAUUUUUUGAAAUCUGCCUUCCCAAAAACUAAGGUACAGCAGUUGGAAUAUUCUUUUGAUGGUAAGAUAAUCUGUACUGCAGUUGAUUAGAAAAUUUUGAAUAAUAAUUUAUGAUUAAUGCAAAUAUUUCAGUAAUAAUCAACAUACAAAUAGUUGUUUCACAGAAGAAUAGAUGAAUGAGACAUGAGGUAAAGUAAUUGAGUUUGGAUGGUCACAUCUUUAUUGAUAUUUUGGCAGUGGAGCAAGAUGGUUACCCUUGAAUAGUAAGUAAUCAGUGCUGAAUGAAUGAUGACUGGUUUAAACCUAGAUGUUGGUUAAAGGACAAAGGAAACCUUCAGUAAUGUAUUUCAGUAGUAAUGAACAAACACACCAUUUACAUUUAUUAGUAACCACAAGUUUAUAUAAAAAACUAUGUAAAAUUGCAUUCAUAAUUUGCAAUGAGAGAACGAUACAAUUAACAAACACGCACUUGAUUGAUUUAUUAUAAUCACAGUUAUGCAGGACAGAUAUUUUAAAUUACAUUUUCUUGAGAUCAGCAAGCAGUAUGCAUGGUAUGAUUAGUUGUUGCAAAACUGCGAUUAAGCAAUGUCUUUUGAACUUAAAAAAAAAGUUUAAAUGUGGCUGGUACUUGAGAGGAAAUUAACUUAACAAAGUUCAGUGCAGCUUAUAUAUUAAGAGUUGUUUAUUUUCUUCUUAAUUUCUGGUGACUUAUAUUCACAAAGAUACAGUAAAUUCAGAAUCACUUACCUAUACUCUGAUAAUUGGCUAAUGAACUUGCAUAGAUGCAACUAAGUGUCUGAUUUAGUUAAUAAAACUGUUAUAUGAAUAUUUCCCUA